ACAGUGAGACAGCUCUAGGAAAUACACCACAGAAUUAAACCUAUAUCAGACCAUAUCUGAUGAGAAUAGUUAUGCAGUCAAGUAUGAAAAUGCUGAUAAUAAUGAGUAUAUUAGUAAUGGUGUUUAUUUGGGGUGGUACAGCUACUAAUUUAUCUCCUGUACCCUGUGAUGAUAAAAGUGUGGAGAAACUGGCCAAGCUUGCGGUGGCUUAUAUCAACGAGGACAGACAAGAAGGAUACAAAUUUGCUCUGAACAGAAUUUUCAACGUCCAUGUUCAUCCUCAGGGUCCAGCUGGAAAGGUCUACUAUUUGGACCUGGACGUCCUGGAGACCAAGUGUCAUGUUCGUAGCCCAAAGCCCUGGAAGCGCUGUGAUAUAAGGCCCUUUAUGGAAACGCAAAUCGCUGGGAACUGCAACACUACUGUUCUGCACACACUUGAUGGCUUUUCUUACCUGUACAGUUAUGACUGUAUGCUUGUUCCAGACUCCCCUGAGAAGUUACAGCGUACAUGUCCAGACUGCCCCCUGUUGUUGCCUGUGGACAGUUACCGAGCUUUGUCCAGUGCUAAAAUGUCUCUGAGCAGCUACACCCGUCAGAGCACUUUACCUGUACAGCUCACUGUGGCAUCUAUAACCAGAGCCUCGCACCAGGUCUCCCCAGUUGACACAGUUUUUGUUGAGUACACAGUUAAGGAGUGCUCUGUGCCACCAGCUGAGGAGACUUCGUGUGUAUCAGCUGAUCCUGGAAAAGGGCCCGUCGGAUUCUGCGUCGGUACGGUUUCUGGAGCUGACACAUCCCAGGCAGACGUUAAGGUGUCCUGUGAAAUAUUCCACCCUCAGCAAACUGGAACCUCAGGUGGUACAGAUACUGGCAAACAGCGAGAGGAAAACCCGAGUACUCGACCGAAUGUGAUGCCUCCUCCAGUCCAUGUUGCUGAUGUUCCUGCUUCCAUAUCUAGAUACUCAAGUCCAAUGGUGAUGGUGCCGGACUAUGUUCAGAAAUUUCUCCCUUACACCCCUGGUCCAAACCAAUCAUCUAGUGAAUCCAGCGAGUCUUCUUCUUCUUCAUCGGAGGAGAUGCUCGAGUCUGUUCGCAUCGCCAGGCCUCCACUGGAUUUCCACUAUGCACAUCUGCGGGAGAAGAGAGAGGCAGUCGCAGCUACCAUCAGUCCCACUUUUCUAAAUGUGUUUCCCAAUGCCUCAUCACCCUUCCGCUCUUGCCCCGGCACAUCUCGCUACACCACCGUGUAGAAGUGCCUUCAUUUUUCAUGAUGCAUUUAUGAAAAUUCAUACAACCGUAGUUUCUAACGGAUUCUAAUAAAGUGACAUAAUUUGCAUUAUAAUUCCCUUAAUCAAAUGUGAGAUUAUAAUAAAGUUGGUUGUGUAUACAAUUACAUAUUUUAUCUAAACUAACAAUCAGUGCUUUAUUCAAUUCAAUUUUAAAUGAAAUAUUUUAUUAUUAUUUUAUAAAUCCUUGUCUGGAGCUUAAAAUAGCUUCUUUUUACCUGGUUUUAAUUUUAAAGUGCACCAAGAGUGCCAAGAGCAGUCAAGCUGUGUUUUACAGGACCACUGUUUAUUCACGAGGCACAUUUUACAGACACCUAGAUACUACUAGUAUAGUCUACAGUGCUACCAAGAGGUAAAUAAAACGACAUGAUUACCUUAAAGCUCAAAUUUUAGUUAAAAGUUUUAAGUAUUUUUAUUAGCUGAUUUACAUCAUUAUUUUAUGUGAAAAAAGGCAUUUGUAGCCUAGCAGUUAAGGAACUUAAUUAGUAACCAUAAGGUUGCUGGUUCAAGCCCCACCACUGCCAGGUUGCUUUGGAUAAAAUCGUCCGUGAAAUGCUGAAAAUUUAAAUGUAUAUAAAGACAGACCGUUUGUUAGUAGGGCAGUUGUAGCCUAGCGGUUAAGGUACUGGACUAGUAAGUAAAAGGUCCCUGGUUCAUGCCCCACUAUUGCCAGGUUGUCACUGUUGGGCCCUUGAGCAAGGCCCUUAACCCUCAAUUGCUUAGACUGUAUGUAUACUGUCACAGUAAUGUUAGUCGCUUUGGAUAAAAGCAUCUGCUAAAUGCCAAAAAAAUAAAUGAAAAUGGUAAAUAUUUCCCGAAAAAACUAACAAAAAAAACCAAACAAAUAAAACAUCAAAAAAGACAAAAAUAAAAAACUUUUUUUUAUUUUUUUAACUUGGCUUUUCAAAAUACCUGAAUCACAAUUCUCAACACCUGUCACAUUUUCUUCUGUAUAAUAUCAAAAGUGAAGGUGCAUUUAUCUUUCUAAAAUGACUAUUCCUAAAAUAAAGAAAUGAGCAUGCUAAAUGUUUAAUGUUACUAAAGCUUUGAUUCAGUAUAUGUCAUGGGAUGCACACGGUAAUGCUUGUUUUCUAAAAUCAUUUAAAAAAAUAACAAUUACCAUUUUAAAUAUUUGUUGAUGCUAAUAGUAUGAUGCUAAUACUAAAUUUUAAAUAAACAGAUUUACAUUUAUCCAACAUCAGAAUACUGUUUAUUAUUUUCUUUAUGUCCAUUAAAUAUUAACCAAAAUGCCACACAAAUCAUUUAAAUUGAAUCUGAAAUGAGACUCCUGUGUAGCUAAAUGUGUUUUGGAGUGUGUCCAUGGGAAUUUGAAUGCAAAAGCAUGGCUCACAAUCAUCAGCGUUUCAGUUCAUGCCAAAGAUGUUUAGUUGUGUUGAGGUCAGUGGUGUCCAGGUCACUGGCAUCUCUCCAAACCAAACUUGUCGAACCAUGUUUAUGGACUUUGAUUUGUGCACAGGACACAGAUGUGCUUGAACAGAAAAGGGCCUGCAGGAAACUGCCACAAGGUCUGAAGCACCAAAACUCAAAAAUGAGGUGAUUUAUAAACAUGAUUCUGGACGUAAAGUGUAUUUGGUAUCAAACACCUAAUGUAAUGACAUAAGCUGCUCUUCUGAAAGUAUUUGUACAAUUUUGAGCAAAAACUUAAAUUUUUUUCAUUAAUAAAAUGCAUAUGAAACAGUGA
This is a messenger RNA of Trichomycterus rosablanca, 2988 nucleotides long. RefSeq names its product alpha-2-HS-glycoprotein-like. Gene Ontology annotation, biological process: negative regulation of endopeptidase activity. NCBI's taxonomy places the organism in Eukaryota, Metazoa, Chordata, Actinopteri, Siluriformes, Trichomycteridae. Gene Ontology annotation, cellular component: extracellular region. The coding region runs from base 60 to 1250 and encodes 396 amino acids. The record is from RefSeq and is a predicted model, not a curated record. The transcript has 7 exons. Gene Ontology annotation, molecular function: cysteine-type endopeptidase inhibitor activity.